Aspergillus uvarum CBS 121591 is the source of this 696-nucleotide messenger RNA. RefSeq lists its product as uncharacterized. The transcript is spliced from 5 exons. The record is from RefSeq and is a predicted model, not a curated record. Lineage: Eukaryota; Fungi; Ascomycota; Eurotiomycetes; Eurotiales; Aspergillaceae. Bases 78 to 491 code for a protein of 137 amino acids.
CGUGAUUAUCACUACUUCAACUCGUCGUCCCAGAUACAUCUUGCAACUCCAGCACCGCCUCAGUCACAUCAGUCACGAUGCGCUUCCUGUCUUGCGUCUCUGCUGCCCUCGUGGCCAUUUUCGCGUCUGCCACCUAUGCGGUCCCCAUCAAUGGUGGCGUCAACUGCACUCAGCUCGAACAGCAGAUCGCCACUCUUCAGCAGGGGGUGAGCACGGCCAACGGUACCAACUCGGAAGGGGUCCAGGCUGCUCAGCAGCUUCUGUACGGUGCGAGACUCGUGCAGGCCACCGAGUGCACCAACCCUGCGCCGGCGAAGCGAUUCUUCCCUCCUACUGGUCCGGUGAGUUGGAACAUCCUCACUACCUCCCAUUCCCGGAUUCAACGGUACUGUCCCACUUCAUUAAGCAAUGUCGGUAAGUUGAAGCAUCCAGCCCUAGGAGCCUCCUGCUACUGGAACUUCUGCCUCGGACCUGUGAUGCUGAUGUGCUGAAGAAUGCCCGAACGACACCAUUCGGGGGCCGGAGAUUUCCUCGACGAUGAAAGCUCCGACGAUGGGUGAAUCGAAUGCGAAGGGCGGCGAUAUGGCCUUAGUAUAGGUUUUUCUCCCUUUCGAGGUUUUCCUGUACUGUAAAUGCGAAUGCAGAGGCCUGAAUCGGUUAUGUUUUGUCGAGAAUAUGAAUUAUAUAUAAAUUGCU